GAGCGCGCACGCGCUGUGGCUGAGGACUGGAAGGUACUGGGCGCAAGUGAGGGGUGGUGCUAUUUGAGUUCUACGCGCUCCGUGGAGAUGCCCAGCAGGGGGUCGCGGCCCGAGGACAGCGCCGGGCUGUUCUCUGUAGACCACCCGACGCUACACAAGGAGGAUCUUAGCAGCAAGAUUAAAGAACAAAAAAUUGUUGUGGAUGAACUUUCUAACCUGAAGAAGAACAGGAAAGUAUAUAGGCAGCAACAGAACAGCAACAUAUUCUUUCUUGCAGACCGAACAGAAAUGCUUUCUGAAAGCAAAAAUAUACUGGAUGAACUGAAAAAAGAAUACCAAGAAAUAGAAAACUCAGAGAAGACCAAAAUCAAGAAAUAGUCAAUUUGAUUUCACACAACAAUGUGUGGCAUUUGUUGUUCUGUAAGCUUUUCUGUUGAGCGUUUCAACAAAGAUUUGAAAGAGGAUUUACUGUAUAAUCUUAACCGACGAGGACCCAAUUGUAGUAAACAGUUGGUAAAGUCUAGUGUUACCUACCAGUGUUUAUUUUCUGGUCAUGUCCUUCACUUGAGAGGUGUUUUGACUGCCCAGCCUGUGGAAGAUGAAAGGGGUGAUGUGUUCCUGUGGAAUGGAGAAGUCUUUAGUGGCAUAAAGGUCGAAGCUGAAGA
Zalophus californianus (California sea lion) is the source of this 665-nucleotide messenger RNA. RefSeq names its product ASNSD1 upstream reading frame (gene ASDURF). Lineage: Eukaryota; Metazoa; Chordata; Mammalia; Carnivora; Otariidae. Bases 88 to 378 code for a protein of 96 amino acids. The record is from RefSeq and is a predicted model, not a curated record. The transcript is spliced from 4 exons.